CUGGUGAACCGCCUGCGGCUCCCGGCGGGGCCAGCGCCCGAGGCUCAGCCAGGGUGCGAGAAGCACCAGGAGACCCUGAAGCUCUUCUGCCAGGAGGAUCAAGUCCCCAUCUGCAUGAUCUGCAGAGAGUCCCGGGCGCACCGCACGCACAUGGUGGCGCCCAUUGAGGAGGCUGCCCAGGAGUACAAGGAGAAACUCCAGGGGGCCCUGGGCCUGCUCAGGAAGCAGCUGAAGAAGGCCGAGGCGCUGACAUCUAAAGAGAAGGAACAAACCACAGAGUGGCAGAGGACAGUGCAGGCAAAGCGAGUGACGAUUGCUGGUGAAUUUAACAAGCUGCACACGCUGCUGAAGGAGGAAGAGCAGCUGCUUCUGCAGAGGCUGGCGGAGGAGGAAAGGGAGACUCUGCAGUGGCUACAGGAAAAUGUCUCCAAACUCUCCCAGCAAAGCUCGUCCCUGCAGCAGCUGAUCGCAGAGAUCGAGGGGAAGUGUCAGCAGCCGGUUGCUGAGCUGCUGAAGGACGUGAAAAGCACGUUGAGCAGGAGUGAAAACAUGAAGCUCCAGGGACCCGAACCCGUUUCUACUGACCUGCAGGAUGGGUAUAAAAUUUGUCUUGAUCUGAGGGAAGCUCUGAACAGAUUUGCAGCAGGAAACGAGCCGAUUGUCCAGGGCAGCCAGACCAGCCCCAGUGACACCGGCACAGACAGCAGCCGGGAGAGAUCAUCUGGGCCCUGCUGUCACACCCGCCCUGCGCUCUCAGCCACAGUGGACGUGACUCUGGAUCCAGACACGGCAAAUCGCUACCUCGUCCUGUCUGAGGAUCGGAAAAGUGUGAGACACAGAAACAGGCGCCAGGCUCUGCCCAACACCCCCGAGAGAUUUGUUACUUACCCUGAAGUUCUGGGUGCCGAGGGGUUCGCGGGCGGGAGGCAUUACUGGGAGGUGGAGGUGGGAGACAAGCCUGAGUGGGAACUGGGGGUCUGCAGGGAAUCUGUGAGCAGGAAGGGGGAGAGUGAAAAUUCACCUAGGAAUGGAUACUGGGUCAUGUUGCUGAGGGAUGGGGAAUACGAGGCCAGCACCUCCCCCUCCACCCUCCUCCCCGUGAGCGCCAGGCCCAGCCGGGUGGGGGUUUUCCUGGACUACCAGGCAGGCGAGGUCUCGUUUUACAAUGUGACUGACAGGUCCCAUCUCUUCACCUUCACCGACACCUUCUCCGGGACGCUGCGCCCCUAUUUCUACACUGGUUACAGUGAUAAUGGUGCAAAUGCAGCUCCCCUGACCAUCUGGCCAAUUCUGGCCCAGGCCUGAGGGAAUGGCAGUGCGGCCAGCUGAGACUCUCCCCUCCCGCUGCCCUGGGUGGGGGUAUGCACCAUGCGGAGUCAAUGGGAGACAUUCUCCAAUCAGCUCCCUUUGCUCUUCUCAUCUGGAUAGAGCACCAGGGUGACUGCAGAGCAGCCUGCACUCUAUUUGGGGGGGUCUUCACCGCACCCCCUAAAUCCACUGCUGGGGGUUGAUCUCAGAAUGUGACCCCAGGCUGUUGUGAAGAUGGAACCCAGCGACUCCCUCCUCAGCACAGACCGGCCCCUCCCAGCACUGACCCCAAGCCUGUUCCCAUGGAGAUGGUGGAGGGGGGAAGGUGAUGUCUCUUGUCCGACCACCUUCCUCUCUGUUUCCAGCCCCAGGCCAGUGAGCUGGGGGAGGGGAAAGGGGCAGAGAAGAGGGUGGGAGAGUCAGCAGCAGGGGUAGUGGAGGAGAAGGCAGCUGGCUGUGUGGGUGCGGGGGCUGUGGUGGUGGGUGCAGGGACAAGAGCUGUGUGGACACAAUUUUGGGGUAACUGCUGUGGCCAGC
Messenger RNA from Pelodiscus sinensis (Chinese soft-shelled turtle), 1845 nucleotides. Lineage: Eukaryota; Metazoa; Chordata; Testudines; Trionychidae. The record is from RefSeq and is a predicted model, not a curated record.